Messenger RNA from Helicoverpa zea (corn earworm), 5338 nucleotides. RefSeq names its product ankyrin repeat domain-containing protein 13D. Gene Ontology annotation, molecular function: protein binding. Lineage: Eukaryota; Metazoa; Arthropoda; Insecta; Lepidoptera; Noctuidae. Bases 506 to 2377 code for a protein of 623 amino acids. The transcript has 12 exons. The record is from RefSeq and is a predicted model, not a curated record. Gene Ontology annotation, cellular component: cytoplasm.
GCAUUUAAAAAUACGAUCUAUAUAAAUAAAAAUUAAUCCUUUACAUUUAAUUGUGGAAAAGAUAGCAACCCUUGUAAAACUUUUGAUAUAACAGGUAUAAAUAAUCGAUUAAAGAAUAUCGAUUAUCGACAUAAAGGAUUCUAUCUCAAGAAUUAAUUAUUGAUAAGUUGAAGCAUUUUCUUAGCGCAUUUAGCAAAUUCACGCAGAUUUUAUUUUUAAUACAGCUUUUUGUGACUGUACAAAAAGUUGUAUGAUAAUUAAUUUUAACUUAUGUUAAAAUCGAGUCACAAUAUGUAACGACACUAUAACUCUUGGCAUAGCCAACUGGACAACACUAAUUCGUUGACAUUUUCGGUAGAAAGCGUAAAAUUAGCGUAUUUUUGUGUUGCGAUUAAUUAACGCGCUGUGUGACUAUUGUUAAUUAGGUAGUGCUAUGUGUAUGGAGUGUCGAGUAUAGAGAUUGUGCGCUAUUUAUUUGUGAUACAUAAUUAUAUGUGCUGACACUAUGGCAUUCACUGCGGAAGAUGUUGCGAGACGCUAUCCAAUUCACUGGUUAGUGUGGAACAAUCAGUUUGAAGAGCUAAAGUCGCUAUUGGCCGCUAAUAAGAUAACACAAGAGGAGCUAGAAUCCAAAGACUGCAGGGGGCGUACUCCCCUGCUACUAGCGGUGACACUAGGUCACUUAGAAACUACGAAGGUGCUCAUAGAAGCCGGUGCUGAUGUUAACUGCGAGAAGGAUGGAUGGACAGCGGUGCAAGAAGCCACAGCGACGGGUAACGCGGAGCUCCUCUCACUGGUGCUGUCGCGGAGAGACUACCAGCGUCACGUGCUGCGCUCGGGGGGUAUCCCCGACCUGCUGCGCCGGCUCAGCCUCGCGCCAGACUUCUAUGUGGAGAUGAAGUGGGAGUUCACUAGCUGGGUGCCUCUAGUAUCCCGGAUGUGUCCAUUCGACACGUACAAAGUGUACAAGCGAGGCGGCAACGUACGCGUGGACACGACGCUCGUCGGCUUCGACAACAACCGAUGGCAGAGGGGCGAUAGGACGUAUAUAUUUAGGGGACAGGGUCGCACAGCAAGUCUAAUGGAGCUAGACCACGAGUUGGGCACAUCCUGGUGUGAAUACCUGGAGCCCAUGUCGGGAGACCGGGAGUGGCCCGCGCCGCCCCAACACGCGAUAGAACAGCGCCUCGCAUCGCCACUCGCUAUCAACUAUUUGGACACCGAUAAGAUUAGUUUUGAAAGAAAUAAGAGCGGCAUCUGGGGCUGGCGCCAGGACAAGUCUGAGCAGGUGAACGGCUACGAGUGCAAGGUGUUCGGCGCCAACAACGUGGAGCUGGUGUCCAAGACCCGCUCCGAGCACCUCCCGCGCGGCGCCGCCAGAGCUCCCGCGCGAGCCCCGCUGGCGGGCCUGCUGGCGCUGGCCGACCCCGAGCUGCCUGCCGCCGCCACGCCGCUGUCGGACAAGCCCGAAGAAGACGAGUCACCGAGCCCUCGGAACAGCAGAUCCCGGGACGACCUAACCUACAUCCCAGUGACGUGGCAGGAGUACUUCUCGGACGAGGAGCUGGACCGGGACAUCGGGCGGCCGCGGGACGUCAGCACUAAGGUGCAGAAGUUCAGAGCCACGCUGUGGCUGUGCGAGGACUAUCCGCUAGAGUUACAAGAACAAAUAAUGCCAAUCCUAGACUUAAUGGCCGCGAUAUCGUCGCCACACUUCGCCAAGCUAAAGGACUUCGUUCAAAUGCAGCUGCCCGCUGGCUUCCCUGUCAAAAUUGAAAUCCCCCUCUUCCACGUACUAAACGCGCGGAUAACAUUUGGCAACAUAUUCGCGACUGAGUGUCCAGUGCCAUACAUCGAGUGCAUACAAGAAGGUGAUCGACUGUCUUGUGUGGUGGACGACCAGUGCUUCGCCAUCGGCCGGGGGUAUAGAGACGCAGCCGGCCCUGAUGAUAGACUGUCCUGUGGGGUGGACGAUGAAGAAGGGUUGUUGCAGUAUGCGAUACAGCAGAGUCUUAUGGAGACUGGGACGCAGGAUGAUCAGGUGGAUGUGUGGGAGGCGCUGCGCGGAGCCCGGCCGGCGUCGCCCGCGCCGCCGCGCCUGCGCUCGGACGACACACAGCUGCUGGCACAUGAGGAACGACAACUGCAGAGGGCGAUCGAAGCCUCCCUCGCCGCCGCGUCCCUCGACCGCGCGGAGCCGCGGCCCGCCAGCCCCGACCGCGCGGACUCGCGGCCCGACAGCGCCGACAGCGCGGACGAGGAACUCCGAGCUGCACUGGCGGCGUCAGCUCAGGAACAAGCCAACAUGGAGCGGCAGUUACAAGCGGAGCAAAGGGCAUUGGAUGAGGCGCUGAGAUUAUCGUUGCUGGAUAAGUGACCUAAUGUUAUGAUCUCAGUUCCACAAUCGUAUGUAUGAAGCGUCCAACCAAAAUAAGACUUACGCCUAAUGUACUUCUAGUAAGUAGCUAAAAUUUAUAUUUACUGACGGGUCUUUGUAACACAUGCUUUUGUUCAUAACACGUCAUAGAAAGGGUAAUAUUUUAUGUAUCAAAAAUACAACAAAGCAUUUAGUGUUCUUAUGACGAUUUUUCGUUUCGAUAUCGAUAAAAAUUAUCGAACACAGCUCAAAUUAUGUCGAUAUAACGUCCAAACUUAGUAUUGCUAUUAAGGACAAGACAGUUAAAGCAGACUGGCGGAUAACAAACUACUACUAGAGUAACUUCGUAUAAGUAUUUCAAAUAUUUUUUUGUAUGUAAUAUCCGAGUAAAUUGUAUAGUAAUAAUAUUUAAACAGCAUAACUUAUAAUUUCUAUAAAGUUGAAAUCCCUAGUUUGUGAAACAAAGACCCGACUUACAGUGAGUUAUACCAUUUAACUAUAACGAUAACCGAAUCAUUUUCAGUUGUGAAAUCCAUUUGACCAUUGGUUGGCGAUUUCUCGGCUGGUUAUAGUUUGCUUAUCUUUAUAGUGAAAUGUUGUAACUAACCCUUAGAUUUUUGACUGUAGAAUAUUUAUUCAUCGUUAUGUAAUAAUUAUUAUAGUGAUGUACGUUAUUAUUUACACUGAGUAUGUUAUUAAUAAUAAUGUACAUUUGUAUUUAGUACCGCUACACGAGUGAGAUGUAAUUGUAAAUUGUCGAUUCAAUUAUUUUAAUGGAAUUGUUCUGAUAGGUACAUAUUUCAGAAAGUAUUGAUCUUUUUACCUUUAAUUGAAUUUUGAAUGAAAUCGUGGCAUAUAAAAUUGUUUAACCAACAAACAUCACAAAUAUAUUUGACAUCACAAUAUUUCCCUUUUUUAAAUUAUGCUUGAGUUUUUAAAUAUUUAAUUAAUUUCAAUUUACAAUUAUUACAAUAUUUAAUUUUACAGUUUACUUCAAAACAAAAUGAAGUUCUACUUAAUAAUACACAUUUAUUUUAAUAAUUAAAAAAGAUAAAUGUUUAAGCUAUGGGUAUACAUACAGGGACUUAUUCUGUUACUUUUUAAACAAAAUAUGAUCACCGAAUUGGUCUUGGUCAAAUUAUCAAAAACUAAGCAACGAUGGCGGUCACACACAUCUAGGCAAAUAUAACACAUACUUACCUAGACAAAAAAUUUGGUAUUCAUCACAACCUUAUUAUUAUGAUUGUCACAAACUGACCAGAGUAGUCGCAACUCAAAACCCAGCUUUUGAAAAAGUAGAACUUUAUAUUCGGUGAAAUUAAACGAGUAUUUGUACUGUCUCAAUUAUUAUUAUUACUCUUUACUAUAAGUUAGUUGAUCUAGACUUGGCAUUAGUGCCUAGGAUUAGUGUCCAGUGCAAUAAUUAUUUAAUAUUUUAAUGUUUAUAUUUUACACUUGAUUCCUAUAUACCUGCGUCCCUGCAGUUAGACGAAAUAUGACCUUAAUGUGAUUGUAAUAAGGUCGAUAGUUGAUAAAUAAGUUCACAAUUCUGAAUAUAUAGAUUUUUGGUGUGAAUAGCGUAAUUAGAAUCAAAUGUAUAUUCUCUUUAAAAUAUUCUAUUAUAUGAGGUUUUGUGAUACGAAUACGUUAUUUAUACUUAUUAUAGAUUCUUGACUGCCAAGCAAUAAUCGUUCUUCUUGGAUACAUUCUUGAGCAUUUAGAGUUGAUAUUUCCUUGGCAGUUUUUACAGACGGACUGUUUAUGGUAAAUAAACUGACAAGAUUUACUUGGUUAGCAAAUAGCAUUUGUUAAACUAUACACACUCAAAUACAUAUAUUUAGUUUUUGUAGAUAAAACAGUGAGUAGAGAUUAUUUUCUGAAUAAUAACGUUUUAUCACAAGGUGCCUAGUAAAUAUCAACUCUAAAUCACAAAUAUAACCUAUAGUUAUUGUCAUUUUAACAAUAGGAAACAUUGUAAGUAUGUAACGGGUAAUAGUUAAACGUAAGCACGUCUUUAAAUGAAAUGUACAGCAAAAAAAAAAUAUUUUGUCAACGCAUGAAAGAAUUAUUAAUAGCAAUUGCAAUAGUUGGCAAUAGCGCAAUCUACCUCUAUUGCGUGUGUCAAGUACUAAAUGUAGUGUAGUGAUACAGUCUGAUUUGUGACGUCUUACGUUUAAAUAUUACCUUUUUAUUCCUUUUAUGAGGGACCGUAUUAUGACACGUCGGAUGAUUCCAGAUUCUGGGGUGAUUUAAAAAUUGACGUAUUAAGCUGAGACAGAUGAUCUGACUUUGUCUCAUAAUACGGUUCCUAAAUAAAGCUUUGGUUUUCUACCAUCGUGACGUAGGUGUACCUAGUAGGCCACUAUAAUGGCAUAAUGUUGUAUACUUGGCGCUACUUCGCAGCUGUGAUUUUAUAUUUAAUAAUGUAUUGAAUAUUUUGUAUGGUAGUCCAAAGAUUGUGCUGUAGACUAAAUUUCGCAUUGAACACUAAGGCAAGUAAUACACUAUUGCGAGUUUGGUGAAUAGUGUGAAUACAGCCUUAGUGUCAAAAGCUAUUUAAAUCGAUUCGAUCUCAUGUAGUAUUAUUAGAUCAAAAGGCAUAAUAAGCAAAGUAUUAUUGCAGUAAACUUACAGAUAGGACAGUAUUUAUAACACUGCCAUCUGUUGUGUGUAUUCGGAACUAUUUAGUCACAACUUGUUAUAGCGCCAUCUCUUGGUGGGUAGGUGAAACAAGCUAAUGUCCAUGGAGUUAGUGAUGCUUAGGUUUUGUAAUAAGUGUGUGUACAAAAUAUUUAAUACAUGUCCACACGUAUUUAUAUGACUAUAUACAUAUUGUACAAAGCUAUUUCAAUUCUAUACUUUCCGAUCCCAGUUAAACAUUGUACAUGUACAACCCUGUCGAAAUGUGUAAUAUAACGUGUUAUUAUACCUAAUUAUAUUUUAUGUAUAUUGAUUUUUAAA